This is a messenger RNA of Dromiciops gliroides (monito del monte), 6229 nucleotides long. RefSeq names its product PCF11 cleavage and polyadenylation factor subunit (gene PCF11). Gene Ontology annotation, biological process: termination of RNA polymerase II transcription. The record is from RefSeq and is a predicted model, not a curated record. Gene Ontology annotation, molecular function: RNA polymerase II complex binding; mRNA binding. Lineage: Eukaryota; Metazoa; Chordata; Mammalia; Microbiotheria; Microbiotheriidae. Gene Ontology annotation, cellular component: cytoplasm; mRNA cleavage factor complex.
CGGUUGGUAACAGAGACAUUUUCGGAGCUGGAGCCGCCACGGCCGCCGCCAUUUUGUGUCUGUGGAGAAAGAAGGAGCAGCGGCGGCGAGUGAACUAGGCAGAAACCCCCUCCCCCACCCCGUGCGACGGCGGCGGUUCCCCCCCGAGGCUCCCCCCCGGUGUUGUCCCCAACCCCCCCUCCGUGGUCAGCAUGUGGUAAAGCCGGAGCCGCGAGUGACCCGUCGAGAGGAGGAAGAGGAGUCGCGAGGGAGGCGGGGUAGCGGGCGGCGGCGGCGGCGACAGCUGCGGCGGAUCUCGGAGGGGGGCCGCGGCGCGAUGUCGGAGCCGGCGCCGGCCGAGGCCGGUACCGCGGGGGCCCGGGAGGACGCCUGUCGGGAUUAUCAGUCGUCCCUGGAAGACCUGACCUUCAACAGUAAACCGCACAUCAAUAUGCUGACCAUUCUGGCUGAGGAGAACCUGCCUUUCGCCAAGGAGAUCGUCUCCCUCAUCGAGGCCCAAACCGCCAAGGCUCCUUCUACAGAGAAGCUCCCUGUUAUGUAUCUUAUGGAUUCCAUUGUGAAGAACGUUGGAAGAGAGUAUCUUACUGCCUUUACUAAAAACCUAGUUGCAACAUUUAUUUGUGUGUUUGAAAAGGUGGAUGAAAAUACUAGGAAAAGUUUAUUUAAAUUACGCUCCACAUGGGAUGAUAUUUUCCCUUUGAAGAAACUCUAUGCCUUGGAUGUCAGAGUUAAUUCAUUAGAUCCUGCUUGGCCAAUUAAGCCUCUACCCCCCAAUGUGAAUACUUCUAGCAUCCAUGUGAAUCCUAAAUUUUUAAACAAAUCGCCCGAAGAACCUCCUACACCUAGCACAGUGGUCAGUUCCCCUGGUAUCUCCACUCCUCCAAUUGUCCCUGAUAUCCAAAAGAAUUUGACCCAAGAGCAACUGAUAAGGCAACAGCUGCUGGCAAAGCAAAAACAGUUGUUAGAACUUCAGCAGAAAAAAUUGGAGCUGGAGCUGGAACAAACUAAGGCACAGCUGGCAGUUUCUCUUAGUGUUCAGCAAGUACCUAACAUAGUUCCUGGAUCAGCACCUUCCAAAUUACUUGUUUCACAAAUUCCACCUAUGGCAGUUAAAGCUUCUCAUCAGGUUUCGGUACAGCCUGAAAAGAGUCGUCCCUCUUCCUCCUCAUCCUCACAACUCCAGGAUAUGAAAGUAACAAACAGAGAUCCUCGUCUUAAUCUUAGUCAACAUUCUUCUCAUGGUAAAGAACAAAGUCACAGGAAAGACUUAGUAAAUACAAUGAAUCAAUCUGAUAUCAAGGCAAAUAAAUCUAUACCUCCUGAUAAACAAAACUCAUCAAAGCAAGAAAAAAGUAAAUCAAGUGAAAAAAUCACAAAGAAAGAACUUGACCAGUUAGAUACUAAAUCCAAAUCUAAAUCUCCUUCACCUUUAAAAAACAAAUUUUCUCAUACAAAAGAUAUAAAAAACCAGGAAUCUGGUGGUCGAGGAGUCCCUGAAAUGAGCAAAAGAGAUCCUCGAUUAAAAAAACACCUCCAGGAUAAACCUGAUGGCAAAGAUGAUGACUUAAAAGAGAAGAGAAAAUCUUCAGAAAAAAAAGAUAAAGAAGAGCAUGUGAAGUCAUCUGAACAUAGACUCACUGGAGGUAGAAAUAAAAUUAUAAAUGGCAUUGUACAAAAACAAGAUGUUGGUACUGAAGAAUCUGAAAAACAAGGGACAAAAACAGGAAGAUCAAGUACUAGAAAACGAUCUCGAUCACGAUCACCUAAGUCUCGAUCGCCAAUCACACAUUCUCCAAAAAGGAGAGAUAGGCGCUCACCUAAACGAAGGCAAAGGAGCAUUUCUCCUUCUACUUCUACACCUAAAGCUGGAAAGCUACGCCAAUCAGGAGUUAAGCAAUCACAUGUAGAAGAAAUUUACACAAGUUCUCGUGAUGAAAGAAAUUCUAAUAAGAGAAGUGCUAAGCAGGACACCCGAGAUCCUAGGCGAGUGAAAAAGACUCAGGAAGAAAGACCACAAGAAACUGUAAAUCAGCAUUCUACAAAGUCAGGAUCUGAACCAAAGGAGAAUGUAGAAAAUUGGCAGAGCUCUAAGUCUACAAAAAGAUGGAAAUCUGGUUGGGAGGAAAAUAAAAGCUUACAACAGGGUGAAGAGCAUCAAGGACUAAGUAAAUCACCUCAUCUAAGGCAUAGAGAGGGUUGGGGCAGUGCUAAAGGAAUUUAUCAUCCCGGGGCCCCCAAACAAUAUCGAUUAAGCGUAGAUGCCAAUCUUCAGAUUCCUAAAGAAUUAACUUCUGCAAGCAAAAGAGAAUUACUUAAAAAGGCAAAUGAUAGUUUAACAUCUGGUGAAAUCACACAGGAUGAAUUCCUUGUUGUUGUUCAUCAGAUUCGUCAGCUCUUUCAGUAUCAAGAAGGAAAACAUAGAUGCAAUGUGUGGGACAGUCCUACAGAAGAAAAUAAAGGGGGAUUAAAAAAGAAACCUCUUUUAUCUGAUGCUGAAUUAACAUAUUAUGAGCAUAAAGCUAAACUCAAAAGGACACAGGUUCAGCAUUCAUUUCCAAGACUUGAUCUCUUAGAUCCUGAUAUUUUUGAUUACCAUUUGACUGAUGCUUUGUUGUCUGGAAUAGAAUGUGAACCAUCCAAAAGUAAACAUACAGGUAGAAGUAGUGGAGCACAGUUUGACAGAAAAGAACAAUUUAACGAAAGAUCAAGGCGUCUUUCUCCAAUAUCUGGAAGUCGUACUUAUGCGGAGAAUCUUUCCCCCCAUGAUGGCCGAAGAAGACAUGAAGAGCAAGUCUCUGCUAAAGGUGUCCGAGAGGAGCAGAGGUCUCCAUUCAGUGAGCGUUUUGCACUUAAGAGGCCUAGAUAUGAAGAUUCAGAUAAAACAUUUGCAGACAGCCCAGCAUCGAGAUAUUCAAGCCUCGAUACAACAAAUCAGAGACUUACAGCAUUAGCUGAAGACAGACCAUUAUUUGAUGGACCUUCUAGGCCAUCUGUAGCAAGGGGAGAUGGCCCAACUAAAAUGAUUUUUGAAGGACCCAAUAAGCCAAACCCUAGAAUUGAUGGACCUCCAACACCUGCUUCUCUUCGGUUUGAAGGGUCACCAGGACAAAUAGGGGGAGGGGGACCUAUGAGGUUUGAAGGACCACAAGGUCAGCUAGGAGGAGGUUGUCCUUUGAGAUUUGAAGGUCCUCAAGGACCAGGAGGGACUCCUUUGAGGUUUGAAGGGCCACUUGGACAGGCAGGAGGUGGCUUAAGGUUUGAAGGAGCUGCUGGUUUACGGUUUGAGGGUCCGUCAGGAGGUUUGAGGUUUGAGGGCCCAGCUGGGCAGUCUGUGGGUGGUCUUAGGUAUGAAGGUCCCCGUGGUCAGCCUGUGGGUGGUCUCAGAUUUGAGGGACCUCAUGGUCAGCCUGUAGGUGCUCUUAAGGUUGAGAAUCCCCGAGGUCAGCCUGUAGGUGGACUCAGAUUUGAGGGGAGCCAUGGUGCAUCAGGAAGUGGAAUUAGGUUUGAAGGACCUCAUGGUCAGCCAGGUGGUGGAAUCAGAUUUGAGGGCCCUUUGCUCCAGCAGGGUGGUGGUAUGAGAUUUGAGGGUCCCCAUGGACAGUCAGUGGCAGGUCUGAGAUUUGAAGGGCAACAUAAUCAGCUUGGUGGAAGCCUUCGAUUUGAAGGACCACACGGCCAGCCAGGGGUUGGGGUCAGAUUUGAAGGGCCUUAGUUCAGCACGGGAAGUGGAAUGAGAUUUGAGGGUCCUUCUGUACAAGGAGGUAGUAUGAGAUUUGAAGGACCUCUAAGCCAAGGUGGUCCAAGAUUUGAGGGGUGUCAUGCUUCAAGAUUUGAUGGUCAACCAGGUCAACCAUCUCUCUUGCCAAGAUUUGAUGGCUUGCAUGGUCAGCCUGGUCCUAGAUUUGAAAGAACUCCUGGUCAACAAGGCCCACAAAGGUUUGAUGGGCCACCUGGUCAGCAGGUACAACCAAGAUUUGAUGCAGGGCCUCAAAGAUUUGAUGGUCCACAGCACCAGCAAGCAUCAAGAUUUGAUAUUCCUCUUGGUCUUCAAGGUGCAAGGUUUGACAAUCAUCCUUCACAGAGGCUUGAUGCAGUCUCUUUUAGUCAGACUGGCCCAUAUAAUGACCCUCCUAACAGUGCAUUUAAUGCACCAUCGCAAGGAAUACAAUUCCAAAGACAUGAGCAAAUGUUUGAUACACCUCAGGGACCAAAUUUUAAUGGACCACAUGGCCCUGGAGCACAGGGUUUCCCAAAUCCACUUAACAGAGCAUCUGGACAUUAUUUUGAUGAAAAGAAUCUUCAGGGUCCUCAGUUUGGAAACUUCAGUAAUCUGCCUGCACCAAUUGCAGUAGGGAAUAUUCAGCCAUCUCAACAGGUUCUCUCUGGUGUUACUCAGCCUGUAGCUUUUGGACAAGGACAACAGUUUUUGCCAGUUCAUCCACAAAAUCCUGGUUCUUUUGUUCAAAAUCCAGCAGGUGCCCUUCCAAGAGCAUAUCCUGAUAAUCAUCUCAGCCAGGUCGAUGUGAAUGAACUCUUCUCUAAACUGCUAAAAACAGGAAUACUUAAAUUAUCUCAACCUGAUUCAGCAACAACUCAAGUAAACGAAGUCACUACACAACCUCCCCCUGAGGAAGAAGAAGAAGAUCAAAGUGAAGAUCAAGAUGUUCCUGACCUCACUAAUUUCACAGUUGAAGAAUUGAAGCAGCGUUAUGAUAGUGUUAUAAAUCGACUGUAUACUGGUAUCCAGUGUUAUUCUUGUGGAAUGAGGUUUACAACAUCACAGACUGAUGUCUAUGCAGACCAUUUGGACUGGCAUUACCGCCAAAAUAGAACUGAAAAGGAUGUUAGCAGAAAAGUAACUCAUAGGAGGUGGUACUACAGUCUAACGGACUGGAUAGAAUUCGAGGAAAUAGCUGAUUUGGAGGAACGUGCAAAGAGCCAGUUCUUUGAAAAAGUACAUGAAGAGGUUGUGUUGAAAACCCAAGAAGCUGCUAAAGAAAAGGAGUUUCAGAGUGUCCCUGCUGGACCAGCUGGGGCAGUAGAGAGCUGUGAAAUAUGUCAGGAGCAAUUUGAAACAUAUUGGGAUGAAGAGGAGGAGGAAUGGCAUCUAAAAAAUGCUAUCCGAGUAGAUGGAAAGAUUUACCAUCCAUCAUGUUAUGAAGAUUAUCAAAUGUAAACAUCUUCAUUUGAUUGUACACCGUCUCCCAGCAAGACACCUGUUGAAAAUCCCUUGAAUAUUAUGUUGAACAUUGUCAAAAAAGAAUUGCAGGAACCCUGUGACAGUUCCAAAGUUAAAGAAGAACCCGUUGAUGGCCCACCAACUUGUACAGAUGAGAGCAUAGCUACACCUACUGAAAUUAAAGCAGAACCUGAUACAGUUGAGUCAGUUUAAAUAAAAUAAGAGGUAUGUUUUUCUUAAAAAAAAAAAAGAGCUGCUGUGUUAUAGUUGAAUCUAGAAGGUGAAGAAUUUUUAUAUAUGUGUGUAUAUAUAUAUAUAUAUAUAUAUAUAAAAGUAUAUAUAUAUAAAUUACUUAGCUGAGGCAGGGUCCUUAGCUACCAUUUGGUUAAUAAAUACAUUUUAGUAUUUGCAUUUCCUACUGCCUGCACAGUUUCAGGUGCUCGUUGUGUGAAAGUUCUGUAGAUGCGUGCAAAUUUAACAAAAUGAAAUUGUAUGUGUAAAAUAUGUACAAUUUUCACUUGUGGAACUGUAAAUUAUAAAUAAAAAUAUUUUUGCUAUCCAUGGAGUGUAAAUGUUUAUGCACACCAUCAAAUAAAGACAGUGUUUCUGUACUUUUCAUUGGGUGGAAUUAAACAGCGACCUCAACAUUGACCUUUUUACUAGUAGCCUCCCAUGAUUAAAAAAAGAAAAGAACAAAAACCAAAUGAACCUGAAGUUAAUUUUCAUCCUUCAAAAGGGGUAUCAGCACUGCAGGACCUUUCUCAAAUAGUAAAGUCUAGAUUUCAAAAAAAAAAAGUUUAAACUCAACAGGACAAACUUGCGUACAUAUCCAGAUUAUUUAAAAAAAAAAACCAAAUGUCAAUUUGACAGAAACAAAUGAAGCAACUUUUAUUCUUAAAAGUGGACACCAGUGCCAUCAAACAUUUGAUUAACAAACAAGUAUAUUUAGUAGCUGAAGGUGAUUUUUAAUGACAUUUUUCAAACUGUCAGCAAUUUAAAGCAGAUGAACAUAGCAUUUUUUAUUUUAAGUCAAAGGGGGGAAAUGUAAGA